Molecule: messenger RNA, 7960 nt
Organism: Octopus bimaculoides (California two-spot octopus)
Lineage: Eukaryota; Metazoa; Mollusca; Cephalopoda; Octopoda; Octopodidae
Source: RefSeq, a predicted model, not a curated record
CAUCGGACACAGGUGAAUAUUUACUAAUGACAAACUGUUGUAUUUCAUAAACGUCGUCCUCAUCCUGAACAGAAAGUUUGGAUACACAUUAUUUAAAAACAGAAGAUAAAACAAGACAAGACUGGUAACAUUUAAAGGAGCUUCGACAUUUACUUUUCGGUGGACUGUUUUCUGAAACUGAUUGAUUUAGAAUGAAACCUAUUUUAUCACCUGCCACUUGAUUAGUAGGUCAUCGUUACUCACCUAUUGAAGGCGGUUGGUGACAUUGUUGUGGCUGCUUUUUUUUUUUUGCUUUUUUCCGCUAUAUUCAUUUCUUUGUUAUAUUUUUUUUUAAUAACCAGAAGCCAUUUUGAACUUGUUUCAGGUAUUUCAAGGUGUGUACUGCAAAGGUGUUUUAUAUUACUGAUGUAGUUAUUAACUGUAAAACGUUUAACGGGAUAAAUAUUGUAUUGUAAAAGAAAAUAAGUUACAAAAGAAGAGGAGAAAAAGGCGGAAAGAAUGAAGAGAAGGCCGAAUUGUAUUGGGUUUCCCAGUUCGGUAAUUGUGAUAUUUGUUUGUAUUUUAGUAUUUUCAUUUACUUGGAGUGAUUCUACAAGUAAUGGAAAACCUUUUGAACUUUCUCCAAAGGACAAAUUCGAUGAAAUAAUGGAUAAGUUUACAUCGGUAACUGGAGAAAAUUGUCGUUCGAAACACUACACAGAUCUUCGUUUGGAUAACGAUCGAAAAAAAGGUGUUAUAUCUCAAGUACCUCGUUAUAAUACUUUCUUGUCAACUGUUUAUUACACGAACAGAUCUUCUCUGUUGCACGCUCACAACUUGGCCCUUAAUAGGGCAUUUUACUACAGUUAUAUCUAUCAGGAACUUAACAAGAGCGAGGCCUUAGGUAGACAACCAGGUUUUGAAUACAUCUACUUCUCUUUGGCCGCUGAUGUUUCUGCUGGAAUUAGUAUGAUAAAUGGUAGUGGACUGUUCUUUGACAACAACUGUUCGUAUCCUAAUUGGUACACGACGUUGAAAAUCAACGGUACUUUACCCCUUUUUGGCCCCAAAGCUUGGCGAGUGGAUGACUACAACGAACCCACAAAUUGGUUGCGGGAACCUACAAACAAUACGAUUGACAUUCACGAUUUUGGAGCCGGUCGAAGUCAUAAUUAUACCAACCCUGCCUACAAACACAGCCCUUGGUACUCUAAAUGGUUACCUGAUCUCGACAGUAAUUCGGACACACUGAGGAAAUAUACCUACAAUGUUGGUAUUCGACGAUCAGAAAAGACUGGUGAAUUUCUUACUGACACUUUCCAAGUAUCCUCUUUCUUUGGCCCACCUCAACCGGGUAGUCAAGAAAUGGCCAUCCUUCCUGUUACCUUCACCGAUCCUUAUUUUGAUUGUGGACGAUCAAAUAAAUGGAUUGUUAGUGCAACAUCUCCUGUUGUUGAGUUUAUGCCUCGAUAUUCGAACUUUACUCAUUUAAGAAGACCUCAAUUUGUGGCUGUUACAACUAUUGAUUUGGAAUUUGAACGUAUUGAUUUUAACCCAUGUCCAAUAUCUGAAGGAAAUCCCCCACCAAACUAUUUUGCUAACACAGCUCGAUGCAAACCCACCACUUUAUGUGAACCAUUGAGUGGUUUUGGUUUCCGACGUGGUGGUUACAUGUGUGCAUGCUUACCUGGAUACAAAUAUCCCUGGUGGCAUGAUGGACCAUUCCUUGGAGUAGAAAUAGAAGCUGCUACAAAAGAAGAAUAUGAAAAUGGCUUUGAUUGCCUCAAAGUUGAUUUUUCCCAGGUAAUCCCAAAGAAGAACCCUGUUAUUAUUGAAAAUGUGAAGAAACGGUCUAUAUCAUCUUUUAGUUCUGAGAAAGACGAAUUUCUGAAAAUCAUAUUUCCUCAGUCCCACAGGAGUCUCAGAUGGCUUCAAUCAAAUAAAAAAUACACUUCAAAAGAUUUCAUUCCAUUACUGUCCAGUAGAUAUAGGCGGCAUGUUCCAAAAGAAGACCUCCUUUCUCGUAAGAAACGCGAUCUCUUUGAUAAUGUCAUGUGGAUGAGAAUGCGAGACAUCCUUGAACGUAAAGAAAACACAAACAAAGACAACUGUGCAAGCCUCACAGCAAACCAAUUGCUUCUUCCAGGAGAUGCCGGGUUCGGUGCCGAGAAGCAGUUUGAAUCACAAGGACGUACUGCUCUGAGGCUGGCUCACUUUAUUAGUAAUUUUCUUCAAAAUGUUGAUGAGUAUGAAGAAUUUGGUAUUCUUCGAGGUGAUCGACGCUUACACGAUACCCAGAUGUAUGGAGAGGUUAUUGCUACUGUCAUGGGUGACUUCAAGAUCGUUGGUGCUGGUGUAUUCUUUGACCAAUACAAAUACCGGAUAUCACCCAGAAAUAACACUGACCCACGAUAUGUUAAUGAAGUAACACGAGAAUAUUUUGGUCCAUUUGCUUGGAAGACUGGUGACAAAACAAUUGCCAGAGUAAUUGAUUUUGCUGGUUUCAAGGAGCGUUACACAAAUAAGCGCUGGUUUACAGACAUGAAAUCUCGUUGGGCAACUAACUAUCAAUCACUGGAAAAAUUUAUAACUCGUCCAAUGAUUCGGUCAGAUAUCAAUGGAUCCAGCUUGAUUAGAUUUGAGUAUUACCCACUCACAUACCAUGCACCAAAAUAUGAAGAUGGAGAAUGGUUACGUCCUGUCUUUAAGUGUGAUGGCAGAGUUGAUGCUUGGGUUCUCACUUAUGUUGUUCCAUUCUUUGGAAUGAAUACAUUGAAGACUCAAAUUGAAUUUAAGGGAGUUGUUACAGUUGAUGUCGACAUCAAUUAUUUGGAUGUAGACCAGUGCCCUGCUGAUUUUUAUGUUGCCAACGCCUUCAAGAACACGGCUCGUUGUGACUAUGAGAGCACAUAUUGUAUUCCAUUGCAAUCCCAUUUGAAAUUCAAAGAAGGUUCCUACAAAUGUGAAUGUAAGCAGGGCUAUGAGUACCCAUUUAAUGACCUGCAGUGGUAUUACAACGGUCAGACGAUGGUUGAAGAAUACAGGAAAAAGAUGAACAAUGAGCCAAACAGGUAUGAUACAUUGAAGUGCCGAAUUGGUGGAGCUUCUUCUUUCAGAAUAAGUUGGAUUCUUGUAAUUUUAACCAUUUUGUACAUAAAAAUGUUUCAACUGUAGAGCUAAGCUAUAUUUUUCUCCAAAGAAUAUUUUUGUAUAAUCUGUUGCUUAGUAAAUUUGUAGUAUGGUUCUUUCUAUUUUAUUUCUCAUUUGAAGAAAUACCUAUCAAACACAAACAUCAUAGAUUUAACAAGAUUCUUUAAAUUUUCUAUUUUGUAAUAAUUUUUUAAUUUUUUUUUUUAAUCCAAAGCAUCUAAAAUAGCCAGGAAUUUAAGUCCUUUUUCUUCCCUCAGCUAUAUUGAUGUCUAUAUAUAUAUAUAUAUAUAUACACACACACACGUCACUUUUUAAUUAUUUUUUUUUUUGUUCUUUAUGCCUCCAUCCUUUUGAAUAUAUUCUCCAGAUCAUGUUAAUUCUAAGACAAGAUAAAAUAUUCCCUUCAAAUAUUUUCACAAAAAAACAUAGUAAAACUUCACCCACCCACACUCAGCUACCAUAGUUUUAGGUCUUAUUUUGUAUUUGAAAUGUUUUAAUUCGCAUUAGGUUAUUAUAUCGUUUGUUUUUGUUUUGUUUUUUUAAAUCUUACAGAUUAAAAAGGAAUUUUUUUCUUUACUAAAUGUAGAUUUUAACUUCCGAUCACUGAAACAAAAACAAACAAUAAAGUUGCAAAUAUUCUUUAGACAAAGUCAAAAGUGCAAUGUAUAAUAUAUUACAUUAUAUUCAUAGAUUUUUUUUUUUUUGAACACCCAUUAUUUUCCUUUUAACCAUUCCAACAAAAUGCGAUAUUCCUUGGCCAAUCAUUGUAAGGGAGAUGAUCAUUACUAGCUAAAUGGUGAGAUCGGUUGAAUUUUAAUCAAAGAACAAGGUAGAAGGUGCGGAGAUUAUAUUUAAUGGUGGGAUUUGUGUCUUGGGACCAAGGGAAAGGAUACUUUCAGGUAAGUUGGUAUUGAAAAUGCUAAGUAAAUAUCUCAGGAUGUUAAGCUUAUUGUUUAUUAUCAUCAUUUAACGUCUGUUGUCUAUGCUGUCAUGUGUUGGACAGUUUCACUGGGCUGGCACACUGGAAAGCACACCUUCCAGCAUGGACAACGGAUGUUAAAUGAUGAUGAUGAUGAUAAACAAUAAGCAAAACAAUCUGAGAUAUUUACUUAACGCUUUUGAUACUAACUUAAAUGAAAGUAUACUUUCCUUUGAUUUUUAAAAAAGUCUUUUCUCUGCAUAUUUCUUAGGAAAAGCAUUUUCAGUUAAUUUUGAAAGAAAAAAAAAUGGAAAAAUGGGUUCGGAGAAAGGAAAUUUAACAAAAUGGUUUUUUUGUUAUUAAGCUGAUAUGAUUGAAAUAAUGCCUGAAAUUUUAACAAGAGGUUUUAAUUUUGAUAUAAACACUUAAAAAAGGUGGGAGUGUAUAUGUAUCAUUGUACCAAUGAGUGUUAGAAUUAAUUUUGAGAAUAUCAAGAAAUUUGGUGGGUGGGAUUUAACAAAAUUUAUUCAUUGUUAAAUUGAUGUGUUUGAAACAUAACUUGAAAUUGUGAUGGGAGUUUUCAGUUUUAAUGUGAAAUAUUCAAAAAUGGGUGGUGUAGGGCCUUUGUAUCAUAGGACCAGAGGGUUUUCCUCAUUGGAGCCAUUGCUGUGUGGUUAGCACCUUGGGCAAGAGUCUUCUAUAGCCCCUGGACUGGCGAAAGCCUUGGCAAGGGGAAACUGUGUGGAAGACCAUAUACAUAUAUAUAUAUAUAUAUAUAUACACACACAUAUACAUGUGCAUGUGUGUAUUUGUCCUCCACCACUGCUUCACAACUGGUGUUGGUUUGUUUAUGUUUGCAUAACUUAGUGGUUCAACAUAAGAGGCCAACAGAAUAAGCACUGGUGGUGGGUGGGGAUGAUUUGCUCAACUGAAACCCUUUCAAGGUAGUGCUCCAGCAUGGUCAUGAUUCAGUUAUUGAAAUAAGUAAAAAAAAAAAAGUACCAAACUACAGGUCGAUUCCUGUAUUUAAAAAGUAUUGCAAAAUGGGUCUUUGGAAAAUUAAUCAUUUUUGCCAUAGACACCCUCUCCUGUUGGCAUCUUUAACAUAUUUCAUCCGACCUCCUCUCUUUAGACCUUGUACAGAACAAUAAAACUAACAGGUCGAUGCUAUAGACUUGGCCAGGUCAUUAUCAACCCACUUCAUCUUUGUAUCAAUUAUAUAUUUCUUUGAAAGAAAUUCAGAUAUUAUAUAAAUUUUGUUACUACCUCCUUUUAGCUCUUUUGUCACCAUAUUCCUGUUGAAAUAAACUGUUUUUACUUCAAUUAAUUUUGAAAUUAAAGAAGACUUUAUGAAAAUAAUUCUCACGUUAUUAAGCUAGUUUGGGAAAUAUAAAUUCAUGAUAUUUCAAUGAAAGGUUUUAAUGCAAAGCAUUUUGAAUAGGAAUUUGUAUCAUAAGACCAGAGAUGGUCUCAGUCUGGUAUCAAAUAUGAGGUUUAUAUGAUAAAAUAAAAAAAUUAAAUUUCAAUUAAAAUUAACAAAACAAAAAAAAUUUUAAUUUCUUAUUAGAAAUUCUGAUUAAUUUUUUUUAAACAUUCACUUUUGUGAAAUGUAGACUUGUCAUUGUGGUUUUUCUUUUUAUAUUGUUCUGUCUAAAUUUGUACAUAACUAUAGACAUAUAUAUACAUGUAUGUGUAUAUAUAUUUAUGCAUAUAUAUAUAUAUAUAUAUAUAUAUAUAUAAUACACACAUGAACACAUAGAUAUAUAAAAAUGAAACAUUUGAAAAAAGUAUCUUUGUAAGAUUUUGUAAUAAAAUAUUUUAUAUUUUAUUGUUGUAUUUGUUAUGAUUAUUGCAAUAUAUAUCAUCAUCAUCUUCAUUUAACGUCCGUUGGGUUGGACGGUUUGACUGAGCUGUACGAGGCUCCAGUCUGAUUUGGAAUGGUUUUCUACAGCUGGAUGUCCUUCCUAACGUCAACCACUCUGAGAAUGUAAUGGGUGCUUUUUAUGUGCCACCAGCAUGGGUGCCAUUUGCGUGACACUGGUAUCUGCCAUGACUGCAAUAUUGCUCGGCUUGAUGGGUCUUCUUCUCAAGCACAACAUAAUGCCAAAGGCCUUGGUCAUUGCCUGCUUUGAUAAGAGAUUUUUCAGGACAAGAGUUGGCAAAUGUCUGGAAUUUUCAUGAGCUGCUUAUAACAUUUUUUUUGGUAUUUAAAAGUCAAUCAAAGAGGUCCAAAGGUGAGAAAAGAUAACCACACAGAUUGCAUAUCCAAUUUAGACCACCAAGAACUGCAGAUAUAUACAAGGCGACUCAGUGAACAAGAAAAAUAACAUAUCUAUACAUUUUGUAUUAUUAAAGUCAAUUAUACUCUUUUACUCGUUUCAGUCAUUUGACUGCGGUCAUGCUGGAGCACCGCUUUUAGUCGAGCAAAUCGACCCCAGGACUUAUUCUUUGUAAGCCUAGUACUUAUUCUGUUGUUUUUGUUUGUUUUUACUGAACCACUAAGUUACGGGAACGUAAACACAGCAACGUUGGUUGUCAAGCAAUGGUAGUGGGGACAAACACAGACACACAAAUAUAUAUAUAUAUAUAUAUGACAGGCUUCUUUCAGUUUCCAUCUACCAAAUUCACUCACAAGGCUAUAGUAGAAGACACUUGUCCAAGGUGCCAUGCAGUGGGACUGAACCUGGAACCAUGUGGUUGGAAAACAAGCUUCUUACCACACAGCCAUUCCUGCGCCUAUAUUCACACAGCCACUCCUGCACCUAUAUAGCUACUCCUACUUAAGUUAAAUGUGUCUGACAUACGUUUCUGCUACACUGAUAUCUCACAAUGUGGUUUCCAUUUGCAUCCAGUUUGUUCAUCUGUGGCUUUAUUCAAGGAGAUCGCUUCAAAGGACAGCAGUGUGCAACACCUUAAAUAAAGCUACACACAUAUACACGUGAGGGCAUGUGGCCUAGUGGUUAGUGUGUUUUGCACUCGUGACCCAGAGAGAGUGACUUUGAUUCCCAGACUGGGCAGUGUGUUGUGUUUUUGAGGAAAAUACUUCAUCUCAUGUGCUGUCAAGACAAGGAGACACAAAUAUGCACACAUGGUGGCAUGUAAAAGCACCACCCAAACGUGGUCAAUACCAGCCCCAUCUGGCCCCUGUGCCAGUGGCACGUAAAAAACACCCACUACACUCUGAGAAUGGUUGGCAUUAGGAAGGGCAUGCAGCUGUAGAAACACUGUCAGAUCAGAUUGGAGCCUGGUUCAAACUUCCUGGCUUCUCAGACUCCCCGUUGAACUGUCCAACCCAUGCUAGCAUGGAAAACAGACGUUAAACGAUGAUUAUGAUAUAUACGAAGGGCUUCUUUCAAUAGUCAUCUUCCAAAUCCACUCACAAAACUUUGGUCAACCCAGGGCUAUAAUAGAAGACACUUGCCCAAGGUGUCAUGAAGGUGAGACUAAAUCCAAAAUUAGGUUGCAAAGUGAAUCACUCAAACACAGUCAUACCUAUAUUUUUUUACGUCAAGAUUUGUAUGGAUUCUGUCAACCAAAUUCAUUCACCAAGCCUUGGUUGACCCUGGGCUAUAGUAGAAGAAAUUUGUGGCACUUUGAACUGAAAACCAAGUGGUUGCAAAAGACAAACUUCUUAACCUUACAGCCAAACUUGUACCAACACAUUACACUGUUGGAGAACCAGUGGGACAUACCCUUAAAUUAUCACACAAAGAAACAAUUAUUUUAAUAAAUUUUCAUUUUUAAUAAAUUGCUUUUACACUGUUUCCGUUUGUUUUUUGUUUUUUUUUGUUUUUUAUAUUUGUUAAAGACCCCUGAAGGAGGCAGUACCCCUAACAAACAUAAUAACCUUCUUUAAAAUCACAGGACUCAGUUUCUUCAGCUAGAGUAAAAAAAAAAAAUAAAAAAAAAGAA